AUGCUCACCUCCGGCCUCACCAACGCGCCCGUCUCCAAACUCCUCCUCAUCUACACCAUCGCCGCCUCCAUCGCCCUCUCCAUCCUCGACAUCAAACACCUCGCCCCGCUCCACGUCUCCCCCGACCUCUACCCCUACGGCCAGCUCUGGCGCUGCGUCGCCUGGCAAGCCGCCGGCUUCACCAACUCCACCGAGGCGCUCUUCGCCGCCAUGCUGGCGUACCAUCUGCGCGUCGUCGAGCGCGCCUGGGGCAAGCGGAAGAUGGCUUCCUUCAUCCUCUCCACCGCACCCUUCACCACCCUCCUCCCGCCCCUCCUCCUAACCCUCCUGAGCAUCCUCUCCCGCGGCAAAUUCGCCUACUUACCGUCUGGCCCGACCGCCGUCGUCUUCGCCCUCCUCGCCCAGUACCACGCAAGUAUCCCGCAUACAGUCCGGUAUCGGAUUUCCACCACCGCCUCGUCUAGCCCCCACCUUCACCACCACCACCACCAGCAGCAGCAACAGCAGCAACAGCAACAGCAACAAGAUGCAGAGGGUAGGACAAGUAGUAGUGAAAGUAGCAGCAGCGAAGGGAAGAAAUCUCUCACCCUCCUCCUCUCGGACAAAUCCACCACGUACCUCGUCGCCGCGCAGUUGGCGCUCUCGCAGUUCCCCGCCAUGCUCCUGCCUGCGGCGGUGGGCUGGCUGGUGGGCGUGGCGUGGCGGGCCGAGUUCCUGCCUGGGUCUGCGUGGAGGGUUCCGGCUUGGGUGGUGGGGGAGAAGGAGGUGGGGGGACAGGGACGGGGACGGGGACGGAGGGGGAGAGGGAGAGGGACGGAGAGUGGUGAGCGGUAUGAGGAUCUGAGGAGGAGGUUGGAGGGGGAGGCUGUUGCCGCUGCUGCGAGUGGGAGUGGAAGUGGCAGUGGCAGUGUUGUUGCCGACGGACAGAGGCAGCGGCGGGUGUUGAGCUAA
Aspergillus clavatus NRRL 1 is the source of this 951-nucleotide messenger RNA. It is a transcript of the gene dscB, whose product is annotated as protein dscB. Gene Ontology annotation, molecular function: serine-type endopeptidase activity. Bases 1 to 951 code for a protein of 316 amino acids. The transcript has 2 exons. NCBI's taxonomy places the organism in Eukaryota, Fungi, Ascomycota, Eurotiomycetes, Eurotiales, Aspergillaceae. The record is from RefSeq and is a predicted model, not a curated record.